GCGACAAACAAACAUCUGCUCUCGGGAUUCUCACUCUCUUGUACCGCUCCAUCUCAUAUACCGUUGCCACAUCAAUUCGCACUAUGGCCAACGAUUCAGAAGCUGCCGUUGCGCAGUCCAUCCCAACCGAGCUUCCCUUGCGGACACAGCCCAACGAUUCCACCUUUGACAUCGUCGCCACCUACAGAGACCUCCUCGCGUCCGACCCCGACCUCACAAAACCCGUCGCCGCCAUCGAGUCCCUCAUCGCCCUCCUCAACACCGUCCCCUCCACCACCGUAUACGAGACGCUCGACACGGUCAAAUCCCACUCCGACCUCCUCAAGGCCUCCGUCGAGAACCCGCUGCCGCUCCAGGCGGGCACCGACCUCUUCCUCCAGUACCUCGUCUCGUCGCUCAAGCAGCAGGACGGCAGCUUCGACGCCGUACGGCAGCACCUGCUGCGCAAUGGACGCCUGUUUGCGAGUAGGGCCAUCGCAGCCAGGAACGGCAUUGCGGAAGCGGGCUGGCGCUUCGUGCGGGAGGGCAAGUGCGUGCUGACCCACGGCGCGUCGCGAUCGGUGACGGGGCUGCUGGAGCGGGCGGCCAAGAACAGCGAGGGCAAGUUCCGGGUCGUCUACGUGCGGGACGAGGUGCGCGCCGAGGAGAGCGAUCGCGUGGUCAAGGAGCUGCGGAGCAAGGGCAUCCCGGUCGCGGAGAUUCCAGAGGCGGCCGUGGCACAUGUCAUGGGGCUGCUGCGACAGGUUCACAUGGUGUUUGUGGGUGCGGAGGCUGUGACCCAGAAUGGGGGCAUCAUUUCUCGUAUUGGCACGUUCCAGGUGGCCAAGCUGGCUUCGCAGGCCAAGAUUCCGUUUUAUGUUGCUGCCGAGACACACAAGUUUGUGCGCAAGUUUCCUUUGGACCAGAGGGAUAUUGGCUAUAAGCAGGAGGUGCUGGAUUUCUCGGCUACGGAAUCAAGCAAGCAGCCCAAGGAUGCUGUUGAUUACACACCCCCGGAGCUCAUCUCAAAUUUAGUCACGGAAAACGGCGUUCACUUGCCCGGAUAUGUAUUCGAGCAGCUUCUUGAUAUAUACGGCAGCUUGAACGGCUAGAGCCGGAGAGAAAAUAGAUGAAAAUCAGAGUUUUUGAUUGGCCGAUGUGAUGGGCCAGAUGUCUGCCAGGGUUAGUGUCAUGUGUUAUGUAUAGAUAUAUCAGCGGAUAAGAAGAUUAUCAAAUCAGAUAAUAGUAUUGAUAAGAUUUUAACAAUACUACAUGUUUACAACCUCUUUAUUGAGGCUGUGC
Molecule: messenger RNA, 1281 nt
Organism: Trichoderma atroviride IMI 206040
Lineage: Eukaryota; Fungi; Ascomycota; Sordariomycetes; Hypocreales; Hypocreaceae
Biological process (GO): translational initiation
Cellular component (GO): eukaryotic translation initiation factor 2B complex
Molecular function (GO): translation initiation factor activity; guanyl-nucleotide exchange factor activity
Source: RefSeq, a predicted model, not a curated record